GAAGGUACUGUGCCAGUGGAACUCCCCUCCGCCAACUCAACCACCAUCACCUGUCUUUAACAUCGAUGACAAGACCCUAGCAAUAGUCCCAGACUUCAAAUAUCUUGGGAGCAUCCUCUCCGAAAACUGCAGCAUGGACAAUGAUGUUCAAAAUCGAAUAAGAUCUGCCUCAGCCUCCUUUGGUAGACUGCGUAAGAGGGUGUAUGUGAACAAAGACCUCAGCAUACGUACUAAGGUGGCAGUCUACCAAGCCAUCUGUGUCUGCACACUAUUAUAUGGCUGUGAAGCUUGGACCCUGUAUCGCCGCCACAUCCAACAGCUGGAGAACUUUCACAUCAAGUGUCUCCAGCGGAUCCUUGGGCUGACAUGGCGUGAUCGUGUGCCACACACGGAAGUCCUGAGUAAAACUGGUACCAAGAGCAUGGAGGCCACUUUUCUCCAGUACCAACUGCGAUGGGCCGGCCACACCAUCAGAAUGCCAGUUGAUAGACUUCCCCGACAACUGCUAUAUGGUCAACUUCAUCAUGGCCAGAGAUCUGCAGGAGGCCAAAAGCGGAGGUAUAAGGACCAACUGAAAAUAACUCUCAAGAGGUGUGGAAUACAGCACACACAGCUGGAAAGCUCUGCCUCAGAUCGCCCUCUCUGGAGGCAACUCUGCCAUGCAGGCCUUCAACAUUUUGAAUAGGAGAGAAGCGCAGCGAGGGAAGGGAAACGCCAGAGGAGGAAGAUGGGCCCUGCAGCCAACACCACAACAAACACUAACUUCAUAUUCCCCCAUUGCAAUAGACCAUGUGGCUCUCGUAUUGGACUUUUUAGUCACCUCAAAACUCACCAAUAGAAGAAGUGGAAGUCAUCAUCGGAUACGAUGGACUACCACAAGCAAAGUUCCUCAAAACUGCCCACGUACAUAUAAGCUGAUGGCAUUUGACCCUGAUGGUGACCGAGUCCGAUGCAGAUAUGGAAAGCUUUUCAAUACAGAAUGCAGCUCCUGCAGACAACCUGUGGGCUUUCAGUUGGAUGAGGACACGUGCACUUUGUACUACAACAACAUGUAUUCUGACUCCAGAGUUUUUGGAUUUGAGUUAGUGGUGGAGGACUUCCCCCAACAACCCAUCACACUUGUCUAUAGUGAUGGAUCCCAUUCUUACAGGCCAUCGUUGGCUGUCAGGAGAAAGAGAGCAGUAACCUCUUUUGAUCAUUGGACCACUCCUCAAAGUACCACUAGAUAUACUACAUUGCAUCCGUGGUAUGUUUCAACUCGCAAUUUGAAACCGAAAACCCCACACCCAUGGGGAAGCUGGUCUACUGCAACACCACACCCAUGGGGGCGCAGUUCUACUACAACACCACACCCAUGGGGGCACAGGUCUACUGCAACACCACACCCAUGGGGGCGCAGGUCUACUACAACACCACACCCAUGGGGGAGCUGGCCUGCUACAACCCCAAACCCGUGGGGGCGCAGAUCUACUCCAACCUCACACCCAUGGGGGGGCUGGUAUACUACAAAACCACGCCCAUGGGGACACAUGUCUACUACAACCCCAAACCCAUGGAGGGGCUGGUAUACUACAAAACCACGCCCAUGGGGACACAUGUCUACUACAACCCCAAACCCAUGGAGGGGCUGGUAUACUACAAAACCACGCCCAUGGGGACACAUGUCUACUACAACCCCAAACCCAUGGAGGGGCUGGUAUACUACAAAACCACGCCCAUGGGGACACAUGUCUACUACAACCCCAAACCCAUGGAGGGGCUGGUAUACUACAAAACCACACCCAUGGGGACACAUGUCUACAACAACCCCAAACCCAUGGGGAAGCUGGCCUACUACAACCCCACACCCAUGGAGGACCUGGCCUACUACAACCCCAAACUCAUGGAGGACCCGGCCUACUACAACCCUAAACUCAUGGGGAGGCUGGCCCACUACAACCUUACAUACCACAGCACAUAGAGCCACUACAAGACGCAUCAAUUCCACAUCAAUUCCACCACUUGGCAAACUACCUUUGCAAUUCUCUUUGCUGGUGGACCCCCCUGUUCCUUCAUGUCAAGAAGGACUCUACCUACCUAUGUUUGUAUACCCAACACCCCGAAAUGGAGAAAGCAUCCAUGCAGAGGUCAACAAGGAAGUGGAGAUUCGGGUCAAAGCACUAGCUAGCUAUGCAACAAUACAUGACAUCAUUACGAGUGGGCCAGUGAACACCAAUAAGUACAGAACCACACAUGAUGAGUUUGUCAUAAGGUGGACACCCAGGCCUGGUGACAUGGGUGGACAUUACCCACUCUGUUUUGCUGUUGAAUCAAUCAGACAGUCUGCUCACACCACAACCACAUCCUCAUAUCAUUCUUAUUACGGCCCCUAUAGCACCCCUUUACAAUCAAGCGUUUAUCAGUCUGAAAUGAGGUGUGUUCUUCUUGACGUUCGGAACGAGACAAUUAAAGCUACGGUGACCUGUGCUGAGUCCAACAUGACGGUCGCAAUUAGGAAAGCUUCACUCCGUAGAAUACAUUUGGAUCAGCUACAGCUCAGUGAUUCAUCCAAUAUUGAAUGCAACCUCCAAAGACACUCCAACAGCACGCAUGUUGUUGCCGUCAUCCCCCUCAACUCUUGUGGCACUCAACUGGAGGAGGAUGAUGAAAAUCUUAUUUUUAGAAAUGAGAUUACCACAGUGGACAACCUCCAAGACACAAUCACAAGGAAAAACAGGUUGCAACUGGAUUUCUGCUGUCAGUAUCCCAAACGAGGAAAUGUGACGCAGAGUUUCAGUGCACACAGAAACAAUACGACCGUUUGGGAAAAAGGCUUUGGCGUUUUCACAUACCAGUUCGAGUUUUACACAAACUUGGGGUAUCAAAUAAUGAUUAGUCCAACUUUUUACCCUCUGGAAUAUGAACUAGGAAGCAGGAUUUACAUGAAAAUAGAAGCUGCUACUGCAAUCAACAACACAGAGCUUUUUGUGGAAUCAUGCAGAGCUGCCCCAUAUGACAACCCAAACUACCACCCGACCUACACUAUCCUUGACAAUGGAUGUAAAGUGGAUUCUACACUUCAGAUCCAUGCCUCUCAUGAGCGGGAAUUCAGGUUCAGCAUUGAGGCCUUCAAGUUCAUUGGACUGCACGAUCAGGUGUACAUCAGCUGCUCAGUGCUUGUAUGUGAGGCGGGGGCACCCAACACCAGGUGCUCCAAGGGAUGCAUCAACUCCACGUGGACGGGCGAAGAGCACCAUCGCAAAAAGCGAGAGGCUGUCAUCCAGAGUGCCAACCACUUUGUUUCUCAAGGUCCAUUGCGCCUCAGGAGACCAGCAGACAGUGAUGGAAGCAGAGAGCUGAAUUUGAAUCUGAACCUGGUAUUCAUCGCAGGAUGUCUUCUGGCAGUCAUUGGCAUGAUCAGCACCGUGGUCGUGUACAAAGCCAAAAUGUCAAGAAUUAAAUAUCAACGUUUGCCAACACUUGAAACUUAAACACAUAGCAUUAGAAGAGAACGACUUUAACAACUGUUGACAUCUCUUCUUAAAUUUUGAUUGUGUUUGAAAUCAGAUGUAUUUGGGCAUGCAAAUUAGGUUGGGGUGCAUACACUAUACAAUAUAUGAUAUACAUAUGGUGUGAAUAACACAACUUUUAAUACUCAUUUGUCAUUUAUAAAAUACGACAAAUCAUAAUCUGAUUGAUUUAUGUCAUUGUUAUCACAAAGGAAAUCUUAAUAUAGGCAUAUUAGUCUACAUUUGUGCAUGCUGAAAAUCCUCAGAUAAGUGAACACAAAGCACAUGUUAAGAGAUUUUGGUUGUAAAAGUAAAAUACAGCUGCACUACAGGUGUUGGUUAAGCAUGACAUUGUGAUAUUAAAAGUAAGGGCAGUAAUAUCAAUGGAGAGAUCUUUCUACCAGGGGAGGGUGAGUUAACGGGAACACUGAAUCGCCGGGUCUCGAAUCUGGGUCCUCCUGAAUAAAAGACAAGUAUGCAAGGCACAGAGCUAAAAACACAAGCCGGCAACUUGGUUUUAAGUGCAUGUUCUUCAGGUGUCAGGAAGUGGGGUUUACUAACGUACACACUGGCUGGCCUCCAUUACAGAUGGAAUGCAACUUUAUUGUCACUGCACUUAAAAAGUACAACCAAUUUGUUUACAGUACAAGAACAGACAUACGGUAGACAGGGGUAAAGAAAACGGGAAGACUGAUGGGUCGCCACAAGGGCGGCGCCCCGUAGAAAGGUAGGAAAAAGAGAAAACAUGGGGUGGUAAAAAAAAAGGAAAUCCCAAACAAAGCUUUAUUGGGUAAAGGGGGCUCAGAUAUGAACAUAUUACGACACAAAAAACUCGAGACUUGCAAUUGGGGAGAGGGAGGAGGCAUCUGACCCAAAAAUGCUGCCACCAUGUGCACUGCUUCGUUGUCAAUCAUACCGUGGGGGGUGAACCGAUGAAGGCGUGGGAUGUGGGGGAUGGGGUACGUGUGUGUGUGUGUGUGUGUGGCAUGUAUUUUCCGUGGAUGCUAGUGUGAGUUGCUUGUCUUUUGACCUUGGUGCUUGCAGAGAUUCAUCGCGAUAACACAGCCAGUCAGUCCAACAAAAGUCAACCACCAACAGGUGUAUGUCCAUGAAAGACGGAAAAGGGAAUUUGGAGCUGCAUGGGAAAACGUGUAAUCGAUCAAAGUUUGUUUGAACCCUUGUUUGACCAUCUUUAAAACACACUUUACACUGUACACUGUUGUGUUCAUUAUGUUAAAGGACAUAUGAUUAGAUCUGCUGAUAUAACCACCAACAAGUGAACAGUGUUCAUUAAAAACUAUAGACAAUAAUUAGAAUAACAGAUUGUUUGUUUAAUUUCAUCAUAUCAUCAACAUAACAUUUAAAAUAAAUACUGAACAAAGAGGAGCAGAAAGAAGUAAAACUUAUAUCUGCCCCCAUUCAUACAGUUACGUUUGUUGUUCAACUCAGAAGACCAGCUAUAUAUAUUCGUAACAUACAUAUUUUAUAACAUACAACAAAAUAACUAAACAUGAAAACAAAAAUCUACUCUAAGUCAUAUAUUUUCAUCAUCAUGAUUUUUAAAUUUUUUGAAUACAGUAUGAGAUUUCGAUUUGUUUUAUUUCACUGUUAAGAUUGUUUUAUAAACUAACACCUUUGAUUGAAAUUACUUUUUCCUUUAAAAUGGGUUGUACUUGUAUAGCGCUUUUCUACCUUCAAGGUACUCAAAGCGCUUUGACACUACUUCCACAUUUACCCAUUCACACACACAUUCACACACUGAUGGAGGGAGCUGCCAUGCAAGGCGCUAACCAGCACCCAUCAGGAGCAAGGGUGAAGUGUCUUGCUCAGGACACAACGGACAUGACGAGGUUGAUACUAGGUGGGGAUUGAACCAGUGACCCCCGGGUUGCGCACGGCCACUCUUCCACUGCGCCAUGCCGUCCCUGUAAACCUGUUCUAAAUUUCAGUUUAGUAAAGAGCUCAGUUUCUUUUACAUUGUAACUACUUUCUCUUUUCACAAAUCUGUUUUGAAUGUUGUUUGGCAGAAUUUGUGUAUGUGCUUGGUACAUGAUUUUUAGGAUUUUGUACUCUAUCAUUUCAUUAAAUUUCAAUGACUGUUUGAA
This is a messenger RNA of Nerophis lumbriciformis (worm pipefish), 5593 nucleotides long. RefSeq lists its product as uncharacterized. The record is from RefSeq and is a predicted model, not a curated record. Lineage: Eukaryota; Metazoa; Chordata; Actinopteri; Syngnathiformes; Syngnathidae.